This is a messenger RNA of Geodia barretti, 3666 nucleotides long. The record is from the annotation of a GenBank genome assembly. NCBI's taxonomy places the organism in Eukaryota, Metazoa, Porifera, Demospongiae, Tetractinellida, Geodiidae.
AUGACCGGUGCACCCGAAGAUUACCUCAGCAUCUGUGCAAUGUGCUCGGACACUGACGCUGCCGUAAGAUGGACCAUCAGGGAAAGUACGCAAUUUGAUAUUCUACUGCUUCGGUACAGCUGCAGCCAAUCUAACGGAACUGAGCAGAGAGGUUUGAUCGAAGAUGGUUGUUUUGAGACAUACCCUAACUGGAUAGAAUCACUCACUGGCACAACUGGUGUUGGAUACAAGCUCUCGACUGGAGUUCAAUGCCAGUUUUCCGUAGGCUAUCGACUUGAUGGACAUACUAUUGUCAAAAGUGAAAGCUGUACCAUUAAAAGCCCUGUGGUGUGUGCAGAAACCCCAGAUGAGUGUAAUAUUGACAGGGUCAGUGAAAUUAAUGAGGAGGGAGAGUGUGAGGUCAAAUGUGCUGCAGGCUAUGCUGGCCCACUCUGCAACAAUAUCAAUGAGUGUGCUGGGAACAGUACAUGUGAUGAUAAUGCAGACUGUGUUGAUAGUGAUGAUACUAAUGAGUGUGCUGGUAGCAAUGCAUGCGGUCAUAAUGCAGACUGUGUUGAUACUGAUGGUAGUUACUGGUGUCAGUGUCUGCCAGGAUUCCAGGGAGAUGGAUACAACUGUACAGACAUCAAUGAGUGUGAAUUACUCAUUGCAAAGUGUAGAGAUAAUGCCAAAUGUCUCAAUAUUGAGGGAAACUACAGCUGUGACUGCAAGUCAGGAUUUGCUGGGGAUGGAUACAACUACUGUGAAGAUAUCAAUGAGUGUCAGAAUGUGACAUGUGGUGAGAAUGCUGAAUGUCUCAAUACUGAGGGGAGCUACAGCUGUGGGUGCAAGUCAGGAUUCACUGGAGAUGGAUACAACUGUACAGGUGUGGUUGGGCAGCACACACCCUAUAUUGAUGAAUGCAUUAUGGGGGAACACACCUGUAUUGGUAUGAACCGCUGUAUCAACCAGCAGGGGACCCAUUACUGCAAAUCAAAUGAAACGUCCAAUGCAGCCGAAGACUCCGUGAACAUCUGUGCCAUGUGCUCGGACACUGAUGCUGCCGUGAGAUGGACUGUCAAGCAAACAUCUAGAAUCGACGUUUUUCUCAUUGGUUACCAAUGCUUCGACGAAAACGGAACUCUAGUGCACACUUGGCAUGACAGCGACAGUUGUUUUGAACCAUACCCUAACUGGGGGCAACACACUGGCACAAUUGGUGUAGGAAAGCAGCUAAGAACAGGACUCACAUGCCAGUUUAUAGCAGGGUAUCGAGUUAAUUCUCAGACUUUAAGCAAAGUAACAAAUUGUACAAUCAAAAGCCCUGUGGUGUGUGCAGAAACUCCAGAUGAGUGUAAUAUUGACAGGGUCAGUGAAAUUAAUGAGGAGGGCGAGUGUGAGGUCGAAUGUGCUGCAGGCUUUGCUGGUCCACUGUGCAACAACAUCAACGAAUGCAACAAUACCAACAGAUGUGACGAUAAUGCAGACUGUGUUGAUAGUGAUGGUAGUUACUGGUGUCAGUGUCUGCCAGGAUUCCUGGGAGAUGGAUACAACUGUACAGAUAUCAAUGAGUGUAAGAAUGUGACAUGUGGUGAGAAUGCCGAAUGUCUCAAUACUGAGGGGAGCUACAGCUGUGGGUGCAAGUCAGGAUUCACUGGAGAUGGAUACAACUGUACAGACAUCAAUGAUUGUCAUAAUGUGUCAUGUGGGGAGAAUGCUACAUGUAUUGAUGAAGUGGGUAACUACAGCUGUGAAUGUGAUUCAGGAUUCACUGGAGAUGGAUACAACUGUACUGACAUCAAUGAUUGUCAUAAUGUGUCAUGUGGGGAGAAUGCUACAUGUAUUAAUGAAGUGGGGAACUACAGCUGUGCAUGUGAUUCAGGAUUCACUGGAGAUGGAUACAACUGUACUGAUAAGGACGAAUGUGUGGAGGAAGCACACAAUUGCACCGGUGGGAGCUACUGUGUCAAUACCAUGGGGAGCUAUAAUUGCCUGACAAUUGUCACUAGUACAGGAGGAAGGACUAACAUUGUGGCAGUGGCAGUGUUUGUGCCGGUAGCAUCGCUAGUAUUAGUGAUACUGCUAGUCACUGUGGUCCUGAUUUCCCUGCAUCGUCUUAUAAACAGGAGAGAGAAAAUGCCGGCGUUCCAUGAACUGACAAAGAUGGAUUUGGAUCCCUACUACACACCCACAUUCUGGAGCGGAUCACUGCUCUCCAUUCGCAGCCUGUACGAGAAGCUGAUAUUCAUUGACUCAAUGACGGACGUUAAUCGCACCGAGGAGAGAGAGAUGGAAUACGGGGGUAGCAGUCGCGAGGGAAAGCCGCCAAAAUUUGCCAUGGAAAAAGUGGACAAUCCUGCGCGUACAGUAACACUCCACACAGAGAAAGACAGCCACAGUCACAGUACAUCACAAAAGAACUAUGUUUCGCAUGUGCCAGUGGGUCUACCUCGGCAGCAGGGAAACGGAGAAAUUGCUCGGAAUGGUUUUGAUAACCAAGCCAUAUCGACCCCAGACUCUCUGAUCACACCGGGCAAAGACAAAACCUCUCCCAACACAACCAUAAGCUGUGUCAAUUACACCUUUGAUGUGGCCCUCCCAGAUAUUACGUUACCGUCUUCGCUAGACAACAUUGGAAGAGUGGGAAAUUGUACACAACCACGGAAUAUGGGAGGGUAUGUACUGGAGUCCAUCAGUAGCAGCCGUAGUUGUAUCCAGCAUCAGGUUACUUCGAGUGGUGACAAUGCCAAAUUUGGGGACACACUCGAUAUUGAUCACAGCAGCAGACAUUUGGCUGUACCAGAAAUUGAGAACGUUGUCAGUAGCACCUCAUCCAGUAGAGCACCAUCAGGGAUCGAUUAUCAAGCUCCUCUAGAGGCCGUGAACCACUCCCGAAAUCUUCAAGAGAGGCCGAAAGAUUUUCGAAUUCCUCAAGUGGAGCUCCAACAAGGGCCGAACGAUUUUCAAAGUCCACAAGAGGUGGCCAUGGAUUUUAGAACUCCUCAAGAGGGGGCUAUACCAGCAGGUCCGGUCCAAACCAGUGGCAAACAGCGACAUGUCACAGACUACAUAGAAAACAGUGACGUAAGUAGUAGUGGUUACAGCACUGACUCGGCAGUGGAUAGAAGAGGAGCGAGCUCUUUUUCUGCCGACCACGCCCCCAACACCAUCACCUCUUGGGGCUCGCAGGCCUCGCUCCAGUCAAGCGACACAGACAACACGACGACGACCGCGGAACUAGCACAACCAGAUCUGGACAGCGUAAAGUUUACCAUCAACGCUCGUCAGGAGUUUGAAUACGAGAACGCCAUGGAGGAAACAUUUCUGACCGACGUGAAGUUUGAGAUUUUGCCGCAAGAAAACUGAUUUAUCACCACUUAUCAUGCACUUGGUAUGUAAAUUUUUUAAAUUAUUGCAGCCACAUUUUUUUUUAUACAUCAUGGUAUUGCGAGUGCAGUAAUUUCAAAAAGUCCACAAGUACGUAUAUAAUAUGUACAAGCAAAAUCAAUACACCCAGGAAAACACUUAGGUUAGAAGGAAAAAAGCGCUUAUUAUUAAUGGUGGGACUCUAGCAUACAAUGAUAGUCGCAAUCCACCAUUGUGAUUUUUGGCGAUAGGAAAUAUAUACAAGGUCAAGAGUACGACAUGCAGAUAGCCCUAUAAUUAUACCAAAUGACAUCCUUAGCU